Molecule: messenger RNA, 1936 nt
Organism: Ceraceosorus bombacis
Lineage: Eukaryota; Fungi; Basidiomycota; Exobasidiomycetes; Ceraceosorales; Ceraceosoraceae
Source: the annotation of a GenBank genome assembly
AUGUCGGCUAUCGAGCUGAUCAACCCUCGGGCCGAGAGCGUCCGCAGGGCACAAGCACUUGCCGUCAAUUGCGCAGGAGCGAUGGGUCUGGCGAAUGUGGUCAAGUCCAAUUUGGGACCGCGUGGCACGAUCAAAAUGCUAGUGGAUGGCAGCGGUAACCUCACGAUGACGAAAGAUGGUUGCAGAUUGCUGAAGGAGAUGCAGAUUCAGAAUCCUACCGCUUCGAUGAUAGCCCGGACUGCAGUCGCUCAGGACGAUCAGUGUGGAGACGGUACCACUAGCGUUGUGCUUCUGGUCGGUGAAUUGCUCAAGCAAGCAGAACGAUACAUUCAGGAAGGCGUUCAUCCCCGCGUCAUCAGUGAAGGCUUCGAGGUCGCAAAGGCCAGCACGCUAAAGGUGAAUGAGGUCGCGCAGGCCCCGCAUACCUGGACAGUAGUUGAUCAAGUCUUUCAUUUCGAUCACAGUUUCUAGAGGAGUUCAAGCAAACACCCACAAUCGAUCGCGCAGCUCUCGUGGCAGUAGCGCGCACUUCCCUUUCCACCAAAUUGCACGCAAAGCUGGCAACACAGCUUGCCGGAGAUGUCGUCGAUGCUGUGCUGGCCAUCAAGCCCUCCAAGAGCAGCUCUGUCUCUGCUCCAGCGCCCAAGGCUGGCGACAACACGACCGAGAAUCCUGGCGAGUGGACAGUCACAGAUCCUAUCGAUCUCCACAUGGUCGAAAUCAUGAAGAUGCAGCACAGACACGAGACGGAUACCCAACUCGUCAAAGGUCUCGUGAUGGACCACGGGGCACGACACGCAGACAUGCCUCGCAGAGUCGAGAAUGCUUACGUGCUUACUCUGAACGUUAGCUUGGAGUAUGAGAAGACGGAGGUGAACUCUAGCUUCUUCUACUCCUCUGCAGAGCAAAGAGAGAAGCUGGUGGAGUCAGAAAGGAGGCACGUCGACGCCAAACUCAAGAAGAUUGUUGAGCUCAAAAAGGCAGUGUGCGAUCAAGCUGUAGAAGGAUCCAGCGAAAAGCCAAAGAAAUUUGUGAUUUUCAACCAAAAGGGCAUCGACCCGCUUUCGCUAGACAUCUUGGCCAAGAACGACAUCCUCGCCCUGCGCCGCGCCAAGAGAAGGAACAUGGAGCGAUUGCAAUUGUGCUGUGGAGGCGUCGCACAGAACUCGGUGGAUGACUUGUCACCGGACGUGCUUGGCUAUGCUGGUCUUGUAUACGAGCACACUUUGGGCGAGGAAAAGUACACAUUUGUGGAGGAGUGCAAGGAGCCGCAAAGUGUCACUUUGCUCAUCAAGGGUGAGUCUUGUCGCCAUUGACACAGCACAAUCACUGGCCAUGGCUGACGAAUACGUGAACUUGGAUCUCCCCUUGCAGGCCCGAAUGCGCACACAAUGUCACAAAUCCAAGAUGCCAUCCGAGACGGGUUGCGCUCUGUCAAGAAUGCUAUCGAGGACGCUGCACUGGUUCCAGGCGGCGGUGCCUUCCAGAUCGCGGCGGCCGCGCACUUGGUGGACAAUGUUGGCAAGAGCACAAAGGGACGUGCAAAAUUGGGUGUGCAGGCAUUUGCGGACGCACUUCUCGUCAUUCCCAAGACUUUGGCUGCCAAUGGCGGGUUCGAUGUGCAGGACGCCAUCGUCGCGCUGCAAGAUGAGCACUCUGCCUCUCCCGGAAGUGUCGUUGGCUUGGACCUUACGACUGGCGAGCCCACGGAUGUUGUCACGCAGGGCAUCUGGGACAAUUACAGAGUGAUCAGGCACAUGCUUCACAGCGCGUAAGUGUCGUCCUCUGCUAUGGCGCGAGGCCUGUCACUGACUCGACAGACUGUUUUUCGUCCACUUCACACAGCUCCGUCAUCGCGACCAACAUCUUAUCGGUGGACGAGCUUUUGCGUGCGGGACGAAGCACUCUGAAGAACGAGCCACCUCCAGGACAGUAG